Molecule: messenger RNA, 897 nt
Organism: Manis pentadactyla (Chinese pangolin)
Lineage: Eukaryota; Metazoa; Chordata; Mammalia; Pholidota; Manidae
Product: adhesion G-protein coupled receptor G5-like
Exons: 5
Coding region: 148-528 (126 amino acids)
Source: RefSeq, a predicted model, not a curated record
GUAGCGAGGACCACAAAGAUGCUGAUGUCCUAUCCUUGGGACAUGCCGGACACCUAGAUGCUAGAGGCUGCUCUUUUGCCAUGGUGGUGACAGCACUUGCCUUUUCCAGGGUAGGAGCCAGUUCUUGGAGGAGACAGGGCACAGGACAUGGAUCACCGUGGGGCCCUUUUCUUCUGCCUGUGCCUCGUGACUUCUCACAGUGUGACAGUGGAGGCAUCCCAAGACCUCCUGCACUGGAUGGAGGAAAUGGAGAUGGCCACCCAGAAGCGGAGCUUGACUCCUCCCCUUGCUGAGCUCAUGCGUGGCCUGGAGUGGAGGCUGCUGAAUGCCAGCUUCCCGGGCUACAACCUCACCUUGCAGACACACACCAUCCAGACCCUGGCUUUCAAGCUGGGCUGCGACUUCCCAGGCCUCUCGCUGAGCAGCACCACUCUGAGGCCGAUGCCCCAGGUGCGGGCUGGGCACGCCAUGCAGUUCCCCGCCGAGCUCACUCGGGACGCCUGCAGGACUGGCCCCAAAGAGCUGUGACUUGUCUGCAUCUACCUCUUCACAGCCCACUUCUUCCAGAAUACCAACUCACUUCUGCUCAAUAAUUAUGUCCUGGGAGCCCAGCUGGGUCAUGGGCACGUGAACAACCUCAGGGAGCCGGUCAACAUCAGCUUCUGGCACAACCAAAGCCUGGUACCUCUGGGGGUGCCCCCAUUUCUGUCUCACCUCUGCCCCUCUGUGGCUCUCCUGUUGAAACUAAGCCCAAACCUGUGGAACCAUCUUGGAGGCAAAUUGUUUCAAAUCCAUCACUCUUUGAAAAUUCCUGUCAAAGAAAUAAGAGAGAGAAGCUUUUCCUCACUGCAUUAGUCAGGAUUCUUUUUGAGUUACAAGUGAGAAGGCCACCCUCCA